Molecule: messenger RNA, 657 nt
Organism: Adineta steineri
Lineage: Eukaryota; Metazoa; Rotifera; Eurotatoria; Adinetida; Adinetidae
Source: the annotation of a GenBank genome assembly
AUGAGUUGGGGUAGUGAUGGAUCGUUCUGGGAUGUUGAAGGAGUACGCCAUACAGGACAUAAAGGCUUAUUGAAUUCAUCUUCACUUAUUAUCGAAGUUGGUGGAAAUCGUGGACAUGAUACAGUUGCAUUUAUUAAACUUUAUGAUCCAUGGAUAAUUAGUUAUGAACCACUAGUAUCAAUGGCAAAAAAUCUAACUGAACAAUUUAAAACGAAUUCAAAAGUCAAAAUUCAUCCAUAUGGACUUGGUAGUUAUGCAAGAAAUUUAAGAAUUGAACCACAUGAUUAUGGUAAUGCUGGUACAAGUAUUUUUCGAAAACUCUCCUCUGAAAAUUCAUCAAAAAUCGUACAAGUUGAAUUACUUGAUAUUGUUAAAGUUUUUCAAGAUAUAAGACAAACUAAAACAAAAAAUGGAAUUAUUGAUUUACUUAGUAUAAACUGUGAAGGGUGUGAAUUUGAAAUUCUACCAGCUUUAAUAUUAAAUAAUAUGACACAAUAUUUUCGAAUUAUUCAAUUUGCUACACACCUUGGGCUUGUACCAGAGGCAUCGUGUAUUUAUUGUCAAAUUGAACUAGGUUUGGAAAUAACACAUCAACAUUUAUUUCAUUAUACUAAACUAUGGGAAGGAUGGGUACUGAAGAAUAAAACAGGAAAUUGA